Molecule: messenger RNA, 5488 nt
Organism: Silurus meridionalis
Lineage: Eukaryota; Metazoa; Chordata; Actinopteri; Siluriformes; Siluridae
Gene: dyrk2
Product: dual-specificity tyrosine-(Y)-phosphorylation regulated kinase 2
Exons: 3
Coding region: 599-2335 (578 amino acids)
Biological process (GO): peptidyl-serine phosphorylation; peptidyl-threonine phosphorylation
Cellular component (GO): nucleus
Molecular function (GO): ATP binding; protein serine/threonine kinase activity; protein serine/threonine/tyrosine kinase activity
Source: RefSeq, a predicted model, not a curated record
UGCUAUGCAAGUUUUUUAAGGUGAGCGAGAAUAUAUUAAAUCUAUGAUUUAAAAACUGGGAACAGCAAGUUCUCAAUGAAACCAGCCAAGUGUGUGUGUGUGUGUGUGUGUGAGUGAGUGAGUGUGAAAGAGAGAGAGAGAACUAAAGAGAGGUGGAGGCCAACCAGGGAUUCUAGAUAAACCAGGCAACACCCAUAGCGACUCCCACAGCAGGAUUUGCUCAGAAGAGAGCACCGAAUGAGUCGCUCGUUGCAAUGCUAGCACCAGAACUAGCCGGUUUCGCGCACGUGCACGCCCGGGUCGGUCGGCGCGCCGCUCGCUUGGCGCGUUCCUGAGCGAUGGUGGUAGCGUGGCGGGGCUGCGCGAGCGCGCGCGGGGAAGCGGCUGCCCUGUAGCCGCCUGUCUGAAGCGGCGCUAACGUGGGGGCUCGCGCGCCUGGAUGUAGCUGAUCGGAGUCGGGUGCUCAUCGCUCGCGCAGCCGGCAGGGGGACGAGGAGGAGGGCGGUUUUUGGAGGAGGGUGUUUUCUCUCUGUGUGCGUGCGUGCGCGCGCGCGUGUGUGUUUGUGUGUGUGUGUACGUACGCGACUCUCCAGCGGCCAUGUUAACCAAGAAACCCUGCGCUGCCGUAUACCCGACUGGUAAAGGGGGUGAGCUGUGCACAGGGGCUGUCCGGGCUGGAGCAGGGAGCGAGUCGCCAUCACCCGUCACACUGCCGCCUCUCAGGAACGGCAACUCGCUCACGGUUGGAGGCAAUAAGAACACGAUGAAUGACCAUCUGCAUGUCGGAAACCACCCGCAGAUCCACGUUCAGCAGCUGUUUGAGGAAAACAGCAAUAAACGGACAGUGUUGACUACACAGCCAAAUGGGUUGACGCCUAUAGGCCGAACAGGCUUGCCCGUGCCGGAGAGACAACAAGAAAGCAGCCAGUGUCGGGAGGGCAGUUCCGCCUCCACCAAAUCUGCUGAAAGCAAGCCUAAGAUAGCUCCUAUUUCUCCUGAGCAGGCCAUGAAGCAGUACAUGUCCAAACUGACAGCAUUUGAAAACCAGGAGAUUUUCAACUACCCUGAAAUAUACUUUGUAGGACCAAAUGCUAAGAAACGGCCAGGUGUGGUUGGGGGCUCAAAUAAUGGUGGUUAUGACGAUGAUCAGGGCUCUUACAUCCAUGUACCUCACGACCACAUAGCCUACAGGUACGAGGUGUUGAAAGUCAUUGGUAAGGGCAGUUUUGGACAAGUAGUGAAGGCCUAUGACCACAAGGCCCACCAGCACGUGGCCUUGAAAAUGGUGCGCAACGAGAAGCGCUUUCACCGCCAAGCAGCCGAGGAGAUUCGGAUUCUUGAGCACUUGCGCAAACAGGACAAAGACUCUACUAUGAAUGUCAUCCAUAUGCUGGAGCACUUCACAUUCCGCAACCACAUUUGCAUGACGUUCGAGUUACUUAGCAUGAACCUGUAUGAGCUCAUAAAGAAAAACAAGUUUCAGGGCUUCAGUUUGCCACUGGUGCGCAAGUUUGCGCACUCUAUCCUGCAGUGUCUGGACUCCCUGCACAAAAACAGGAUCAUUCAUUGUGACCUCAAACCAGAGAACAUCCUCUUGAAGCAGCAGGGACGCAGUGGGAUAAAAGUGAUCGACUUCGGUUCCAGCUGUUUCGAACACCAGCGGGUCUAUACUUACAUCCAAUCACGCUUUUACAGAGCACCAGAGGUCAUUUUGGGCUCACGCUAUGGAAUGCCAAUUGAUAUGUGGAGCUUGGGUUGUAUAUUAGCGGAAUUACUGACUGGGUACCCUCUCUUGCCUGGGGAAGAUGAAGGGGACCAACUAGCAUGUGUCAUAGAGCUACUGGGAAUGCCCUCCCAGAAGCUGCUGGAUUCGUCUAAGAGAGCCAAAAAUUUUGUCAGCUCAAAGGGAUAUCCUCGUUACUGCACAGUCACGACUUUACCUGAUGGCACGGUAGCAUUAAAUGGUGGACGGUCACGUAGGGGCAAGCUUCGCGGUCCCCCUGGAAGCAAGGAUUGGGUAACAGCGCUUAAGGGCUGUGAUGACCCUCUUUUUCUGGACUUCCUCAAGCAGUGUCUGGAGUGGGAUCCGGCUUUGCGUAUGACUCCAAGUCAGGCCCUCCGCCAUCCGUGGCUGAGAAGACGCUUGCCAAAACCUCCCACUGGGGAGAAAACUACCGUAAAGCGAAUCACCGAGGGCACAGGUGCUAUAACCUCUAUCUCCAAAUUACCUCCCACAUCCAGUUCAGCCUCAAAAUUAAGGACUAACCUUGCACAAAUGACUGAUGCUAAUGGGAAUAUACAGCAGAGGACAGUGUUGCCAAAAUUAGUCAGUUGAAAUACUUAUUUUCAUGUUGGGUUCUUUUGUUUUGUUGCUAUCAAUGUUGCUAUUUAAAAACGUGGAAAGAUGAGCAUCCACGGGUGUGAAAGGUUUUAGGAAUAUAGUCUUGAAUUCAUCAAUUAUUUACAUCUUUGUAGCACCUUUUUUGUUCAAAACACUAUUUUUUUGUUUGUUUGUUUUUUAGAAAUUCUAAAAUGGCCAAGAAAGAGGGAACAGUGCUUUUGAGUUUUUAUCUCAGGACUGUGUGGGAUGCUGCAGGGCACAUUCAUGCAAUCUGGCCUAUUACUAAUGAAGUCCUCAUUAGUUUCCUCAAUUAUGUCUAAUAGUAUAGAGUGAAGACUCGCGACAAUGAAUUAAACUCGGAUUUUAAUGUGUGCACUCGCUAGCGUUUCGCUCCCUACCUCUUUAAUCUGUUAGAACAACAGUGCAUUGAUGAAGGAGAAUUUGCCAUGUGUUUUUAAAAAGCUGUGCUGUCUGCAGUUGUGUAGCGUUUAAGGCUCUUUGUAUUUGUGGUAGGUAUUGUGAAUGAGAAGACAGGAUAAAAGAGAGAAGACAUUUGAAGGGCACAAUGAAUGCAAAGCGAAGGUUUUAGAACGUUUGGUGUAGAAGGGAGAAAUAAAUAAAAAAAACAACAACAAUGUUUACAUGACAGAUUUGGUAUGUGCCUAAAAUCUCUUGACAUUCCUUAUAAAAUUCACUCAAGGAAAAGAGAGACUUCAGGGUAGUGUAACUUUAUAAAUAGACUUCUGGCAAGUUCAAAGGAAUUUAUUUAGUUCGACUGAGUGGAAUCUGUUCUCAGCAGUACUCGACAUGCUCAUGUAUUGAACUGUAAGCUAUUCUCCGGACAAAGCUGCUGGGAACAAAACGGUGUGCUGGAUGGUAACUUUGGUGCUUUACCUUUUUAUAUGAAAGGUAAUAUAUAUUUUUUUAUAUUAUAUUUUAAACCUCUGCUCAAGGAACAAAAUGUUUUGAAGCUCAUCAUAGUCAUCAAAUAGGAAGCUUUUUAAACAACUAAUUCUCCCCUGUAAGCACUGCUGCUUUUGAAGUGAUUUAGAAUGGAUUGUGCUAAUCAUUUAUCGACAGGACUACUUGAAUCUAAGCCAGUAUUAACACUAUCAUUGAAAAAAAAACACGGCAGAGAGGGGGCACUUUAAACAUCUCUCAUCUCAUCCGGCUGUCAUUUGUAAUCAGAGAUCACCUUCUGCAACUCUUAUCACAUUUUCUAUUUUUAGUUUUCAGUGUGGACUCACUAGUAUGCGGCCAGAGUUGAAACUCCGAAAGCUUGUUCCCUUCUUUGAAUGAAAUUGCAUGUUUUUACCCAAACACAGAAAAAUGAGUGGAAAAUAAUUUCACAAACUGGCCAUUUUUUGUAGCAGUUUUGAUGUGGUAAAAAAAAAAAAGAGAAAAUAACAGACAAGUGUCUGGAAGCUUUGUAAAUGUUUUAUUUAUUUAUUUCUUAUUAUUGGUUGAUUUUAAUUAUUUCUUAAAGAAGAGCUAAUAUAAAAAGAAACAGUGGCCAGAAUGUGUGGGUUUUUUUUUUGGCCUGAUUUUUGUGGACUGACUUACAAUGUAAUGCACAAGAAUUCUGUCUGAAAUUACUUUGAGACUCGCAGGAAAGCGCUCUUGACCAGAUGCGAAUGUUGCGAUGGGAAAAAGGGGUCGGACCAAGGGCCGCUAAGUGGCAAAGCAAAGCUGUGGCAUUUAUGUGGGUUUUAAUGCCCCUGCUACUGGUUGGCAUGGUACCCAGCCUGCUGCACACUGCCCAGUCCCCUCUGGACGCCUACAGUACAUUUGCAAAUGCACAAUAAUCUGCCAAAAUCAGCAGGCAGUUCACAUUGUACUUUAUAUCUUUUUUUUUUCUCGGCUGUUUUAUGAAUUCACAGUGGUGGGGAAUAAUUGUGCCCUUAGGUUUAAUACAAUGUGCCUUUGAUUAUCAAUGCCAUUCAUUUCUGUCCAACAGUGAUGCCCUCAUCCUACUCAUUUGUUGUUAGGUACACCGAAAUAUAGGCAAUUACAGAGAUCCUCUCUUUGAUGGUGAUCGCCUUGCACUUGCCUGAGCAUUGCCCAAAGAACCUCCUACAACCCAUAUAGUGGGUUCUGGGUGGAAAGUGACUGCACGAACGUUCUAUAUGCAGUUUGGACACAUGAUCCGAGUUAAGAACUUGAAAACUAAUUGCUAACAGGGAUAUCUCACCAAGUCAAACCUAUACCCAUUACUUCUAGUGCAAAAGGGUCUUUUUUUUAUGGCAUCCAUUUUGUCUUAAAAAACUCAAGGGGAUACAUUUGCAUCAUUGUAUUACUCUAUAAAUGACACAUCUUACUCUUUUACCUCAGACUGUUGUAAUAUUCUUGUAAUUUAUUAGCCCAGGGCAUUUGGUAUAAACCAAAGUGCAUUCCUUUCUAUUUUUUUUCUGUCUGUGGCUAGGAUGAGGAAAAAAAAGCCAGAUUUUCCCUUAUCAGCUGAGGAAGAAGAGGCACUCGAACUCAUUUUGCUUGUCAAGGGCAAUAUCUAGAAAAAUACAUCUCUACAGUCAAGAAGGAGAGGUAGAAAAUGAAAGCUGAGGUUACAUUGCCUUCAACCAGAAAAACAAAACAAAAAAACACACCAUGCCUCCCAACAUUUGUUGAGGCUGGAUGUGUCUUUAAUGCACCGAAUAUUGCUGCACCCAAAAACUUGCAGUGGCAAUAUUCAGCCCUGGCUGCAAUAUGGAGAUUAUUUCAUCGGGGCAAUUGAAAGCAAAUGGCCGUUACAUUUGAAAGGAUGUACCUUUUUACUACUUUUUAUCGAAACGUUCUCCCAGGAAGUUAGCUAUCAACUCUUUUUCUUUUUUUAAAAAAGCAAAAAAACUAAACAAAAUCUUCAAAUAAGGAACAAAGUUGACAUUUAUUUGUAUCCAACCAUAGAAACGAACUGUACAUAUAUGAUCUUUACUAAGAAUUCAAUGUGGAUGUGUACAUAUGUAAAAUGUUUUUUUUGUCAAAUGCUGCUGAUAACACUACAUGAGUUAGGUAGUGGAUUUUAAUCCUGGCGGCCAGUUUUAUGAUACUGUAUGUAUUGUACAGCUGAUAAAAGUCCUUUUUUCUAGUGAUCAUUCGUUAAAUUUUAUUGUUGUGGCCAGAAAUAAUUAAUAAUAAAAGUUUUAAUGGUGA